This is a messenger RNA of Rosa chinensis, 687 nucleotides long. RefSeq names its product ankyrin repeat-containing protein ITN1. Lineage: Eukaryota; Viridiplantae; Streptophyta; Magnoliopsida; Rosales; Rosaceae. The record is from RefSeq and is a predicted model, not a curated record. The transcript has 2 exons. Gene Ontology annotation, cellular component: plasma membrane. The coding region runs from base 1 to 687 and encodes 228 amino acids. Gene Ontology annotation, molecular function: protein phosphatase regulator activity; protein phosphatase 1 binding.
AUGCAUAUUGCGUCUGCCAACGGCCAUUUGGAGAUUGUAAAGGAGCUGCUUCAAGUUGAUCGAAGACUCUCCCAGGUUAAAGGAAGAGAUCAAUGUACAGCUCUUCAUUAUGCAGCUCGCAGAGGGAGGAUAGAAAUUAUUAAAGAAAUGGUUUCGGCUUGUUCAGAAUGUGUCGAAGAUGUGACCGAGCAAGGGGAGACUGUUUUUCACCUUGCUGUCAAGAACAACCAGUUUGAAGCUAUUGAUGCUAUGGUGGAAUUGGUCCUUGAAAGGAACAAACUUGACAUCCUGAAUAUGAAAGAUAAUAAUGGCAACUCAGUUCUUCACCUAGCAACCUGGAAGAAGCAACACCAGGUGGUGCAAUGUUUACUUGCCAAUAAAGGAACUAGUACUCCGGGUACAUUGGACGUAAACAGUGUGAACCAGAGUGGCCUAACAGCUCUUGAUCUGCUACUAAUCUUCCCUAGUGGAGCCGGUGACCUGGAGAUCGAUGGAAUCCUGAGCGGUGCAGGAGCUUUGAGAGCACGAGACAUAGCCCACACUAAUCACAACCUUACCGUAUUAAGUGUCCCCGCAGCAUCAGAGAGCCAUGAUAUAGUUUGCUCAUGGACCCAAAAAGUUUGGUGGAGUACUUCAAGUUCAAAAGGGUCAGAGACUCUCCUGAUGACGCACGAACCGCUCUGUUAG